Physella acuta is the source of this 451-nucleotide messenger RNA. RefSeq lists its product as uncharacterized. The record is from RefSeq and is a predicted model, not a curated record. Lineage: Eukaryota; Metazoa; Mollusca; Gastropoda; Physidae.
GAGAGAAGUUUCCCUCUAGAUCCCACCAUGGCCAAGUUGAUCCUGUCUGUCGCUGUUUUGUUUCUCUGUGGAGCUCUGGUGGCUGGGGAGAGGGACGUCCGCAGCUUAGCUCUACUGGAAUCAUUGCUGGGAAGUGCCACAGGGGGUUCCACGCCUCCACCAUCCCCUCUCAAGACUCUGUAUGAUUCGUUGAUUGCCAAGUUGAAGGCCGACCCGUUCUACUCCACCCUUGUCAGCAGAAUAGCCCCCGAGAACUACAGCACAUACCUGCCGCUGAUCCAGACAGCUUUAAACAGGAACCCAGAAUUGGCCGCAGUCGUUGAACAACUGAAAGCGCUUGGCUAGAGGAUGACAUGAAGAUGACAUGAAGAUGACAUGAAGAUGACAUGAGAAUGACUAAAGGAUGACUGACACACCUAACUGGGCUACUGAGAUGUUUUCCGAAGGUUUU